AUGGUGGCCGUCCUGGAUGCUUUCGCGGCCAAGCUGGCUAUCAUCCUAGCAGGUAUGGCAAAGACUGAGUUAGAGAUGCUCCUGGGUGUACCUGGCGAGAUCACCAAGCUCGAGGCUACGCUCGGUGAUCUCAGCCGCAUCACGGCCGACGCCGAAAGGAGGCGCAUCCACAACCCUGACUCGGGUGCAGAGGAGUGGGUCGGGGAGCUCAAGGAUGUCAUGUACGACGCCGACAACAUACUUGACCUCUGCCAGAUCUUGGAGGGAGAAGAUGCAUCCAAAGCUCCUUCUGGAUGCUGGAACAUCCCAAUGUUGUUAUGCUUCCACAACCCCGUUGCUGCACACAAGAUUGGGAAGAAAAUCCAAGCGCUCAACCAACGGUUGCUGGACAUUGAGAAGAGGAGCACUCGCUAUGCAUUCAUCUCCCAAGCAAUGAACUCUUCAUCAAGCAACUCUAUUGAUGGAGUUGACAGUUCUUUUAUCAAAAGCAACCGCACAACUGGAUCGGGCAUCAUCCGGUCUGAUAUUGUUGGAGAGAAGAUCAAGGAAGAUACAAGAAAGCUUGUUGAUAUUCUAGUCAACAAGGAAGAGAUUCGUGCUGGAUCAAGCAGUGACAGGUUUCCUGUUGUUGCUAUCACUGGUGCUGGUGGGAUAGGCAAAACUACCCUUGCUAGGAUGGUUUUCAAUGACACUGUGGUGAAGGAUCACUUCCAUAAGAGGAUUUGGCUGAGUGUGAAUAACAAUAAAGAGGUCAACGAGAUGACAGUCCUAAGAACCGUCUUAUAUGCUGUUGGAGGUAACCACAGUGACCUUCCUGACAACAAGGCCCAGCUGGAGAGUGCUUUGAAUCUAGCAGUGAAGCAAAAGAAAUUAUUGUUGGUGAUGGAUGAUGUGUGGAGCGCUAAGGUGUGGAAUGAGCUACUUAGAGUCCCGCUCAAUGAUGGUGCUUCGGGAAGCUGGGUAUUGAUGACCACAAGAAAUAUAGAAGUUGCUAAUAUGAUGAAAGCACAUCACCUCCACCGAGUUGACAAGCUAGUGGGAGAAGACGUUUGGAACCUGCUUAAGAAACAGGUUUUUGAAAAUUAUGUACACUUUCAGAAAAAUAUGAACAAAAUUUUAAACAGGAACAUCUUUUCAGAUUCACAAAUAUUUGUUGAAAACACCAACUUUUUUUAUGAAAGCAUGGACAUUAUUAGAAUUCGUGAACAUUUUUUUUGA
Molecule: messenger RNA, 1218 nt
Organism: Triticum aestivum (bread wheat)
Lineage: Eukaryota; Viridiplantae; Streptophyta; Magnoliopsida; Poales; Poaceae
Product: disease resistance protein RGA2-like
Exons: 2
Coding region: 1-1218 (405 amino acids)
Molecular function (GO): ADP binding
Source: RefSeq, a predicted model, not a curated record